This is a messenger RNA of Nymphaea colorata (pocket water lily), 1299 nucleotides long. Its product is annotated as nuclear cap-binding protein subunit 2. Gene Ontology annotation, cellular component: nuclear cap binding complex. The record is from RefSeq and is a predicted model, not a curated record. Lineage: Eukaryota; Viridiplantae; Streptophyta; Magnoliopsida; Nymphaeales; Nymphaeaceae. The transcript is spliced from 9 exons. Gene Ontology annotation, biological process: mRNA cis splicing, via spliceosome. Gene Ontology annotation, molecular function: RNA cap binding. The coding region runs from base 269 to 1000 and encodes 243 amino acids.
AACCCCCUCAAAAACCCCAGGGCCGAACUCCAGCUCUCGCUCGCUCGCUCCCUCCCUCCCUGUCUCUCUCCCCCCGGCUACGACUUCCUUCCAUCUGCGUCUGUGUGCGUUCCUACUGUCUUCUCCACGAGUCCUUGCUUCUUCACUGGAAAAUAGAGGGCGAUAGCAUUUCUGUUCAAGGCAUUCUGAGCCCUAAUUCUUCAUUCCCACUUUGAGAGGAAUUUUUUUGGGGCGUUUUUAUGUGGAUGGUGAUUGUAUAGAGACGCCGAUGGCUUCAUUGUUUAAGGACCCUGGCAAGCUUUCAGCAUAUCGGGAUCGAAGGUUUCCUGGUACACAAGAAGAAUUUGAUAUUGCACUUCAAACAUCAACCACUAUUUACAUUGGGAACAUGUCAUUUUACACCACUGAAGAACAAGUUUAUGAGCUUUUUUCUCGUGCUGGAGAGAUAAAAAAGAUCAUUAUGGGCUUGGAUAAAAAUACUAAAACACCUUGUGGCUUUUGCUUUGUCAUAUUUUACUCUAGAGAGGAUGCUGAAGAUGCUGUCAAAUAUAUAAGUGGAACAAUCCUUGAUGACCGCCCCAUACGUGUUGAUUUUGACUGGGGUUUCCAGGAGGGAAGGCAAUGGGGCCGUGGACGAAGUGGUGGUCAGGUUCGAGAUGAAUAUCGUACUGAUUAUGAUCCAGGCAGAGGAGGAUACGGUAAAUUAGUCCAGAGGGAGUUGGAAGCACAAAGGCAGCUGGUGGAUUAUGGCGUAGGAUCUUUAGGGGCCUUCCAACCUGUUCUUUCUGCACCAUAUGGUAGGCAAGGUGGAGGUCAAGGUCAUGGGAGUUCUUAUCGACAUGGUAGAGACUAUGGCCGCAAGAGGCACAGAGAAGAUGAUAGACCAGCUUCAGAAAUGUCGAGGAGAAAUUCAGAUCAGGAACCAAGACCGGAGAAAAAUCCACGUUUCCGUGAAAGUGGCGACUCUGAUGAAGAUGAUGAUGACCAUGGAAGGCGGUAGAUUUUUCUGCGUCUGCCAGAAAAAAAAUGCUUUAUUAGACCAAAUUGUUGUAAAGCAAUGCAACAAUAUGUUCGCAGGAUGACAAUACCUCUAGUGAAAGCUUAUUCAGCUCUUACAUUCUGCUCCUCACUCUCUGAAACUGUUUGCUGAAACAAAAUCUUUAGCAUGUUGGUUGUGUUGCUGCUGUAUUGGCGGUGCCUUCUUGAUUCUUCCUGUUAAAUGGAAUAUGACGGGGACGAUAAAGGCCAAUUUUUUUGUGUUUAAUCUAAAGGUGGAUAAAGCUCGGAGUUUUAAUUUUA